CAUGAACUCAAAAGGCUACGUUUCCUGCACAUAAAAAAACUAACAACAGUCAACUUACAACAAUCAAACAAAACUGUUUGCGGGCGGGGUGUGUCCAAAACUUAGUUUUUAUAAAAACUAUCAUGAUUUAGUACAAUUUAUGUAUACAAUCUAGCAGAAAAGCAGCUAAAUAUGAAUAAGUGCAUUAUAUUGGCCCUUCAACUAGUACUGUUCGGUGCAACUAAGGCAAGUGUAUACGGUGCCGAUAAUGUACUGAAUGGUAUUGGUAAAGUGCCCAAAGUAGAAGGGCAAGACAUUAUAACAUGGUGCACGACUUCAUUACUAGAAAACGAAAAAUGUGAAAAGCUUGCGAAAUCAGUCCUCCAAGACAAGGGACUGUUUGGACAGGAUUUUAUUGAACUGCAGUGUAAAAGGGCUUUUGACACAGAAGAAUGUAUGACAUGGGUGGACCGAGGAGAGGCAUCCCUGCUUGGUUUAGAUGCUGGUGAAGUCUAUGUUGCUGGCCGAUACCACUCAUUAGUACCAAUAUUGCAAGAGUUAUAUGGUAGAGGGGAACCUUACCAAUACUCUCUAGCAGUGGUUCGCAAGGGUGGCCUGCCUGCAGUGCAGCCAGGAUCAGGGCUUACGGCAUUACGAGGGGCAAGGGCCUGUUUCCCAGGUGUUGGUGCUCUAGCUGGAUGGGUGAUGCCCAUACAUGUUUUAAUGCAAGAAGGGGGAUUAAAAAUUACGGACUGUAAUAAUCAUGUGAAAUCAGCAAUAGAGUUUUUCGGCGAAUCUUGUGCCCCAAAUUCUCUGAAGGAUAUGUAUAAUCCAAUUGGUGAUAACUCUGACAAGCUAUGUAAGCUAUGUACGGGCGGCGCUGGUAUUCGCUGCACGCUAGCCGAUCCUUACGCGGGCUAUGAAGGCGCGUUGCGUUGUCUCAUCGCGAACAACACCGGCGACAUCGCCUUCGUGCGCGACACCACUAUACAACACGCCUUGCUGUCUCAUCAGAUACUUGGUGGAGUAACAGAAGACCAGUUCGAGUUGAUCUGUCGCGACGGGUCGCGGCGCCCCGUCACGGACGCGGAGAACUGCAACUGGGGCAGAGUGCCCGCUGACGCCAUCGUGACCAGCAGCGCGGUCACCAUGGAGCAGAGGAAGAAAUACCAAAUGCUCAUACAAGUGAUCUACCAACUAUAUGGUGAACCUAACCCUCUAAAUAGAAACUAUAACAUGACUUCAGCUUUCCAAACAGGAGGUCCUUUCAAUCCAUACUCAAGUACUGAGGCCAAUAGAUACUCAUAUGAUACUUUCAAUAGAGACAGGUUUAAUAAUAAUGUGAAUAAGAACUUUGAUGAAGAAGAUGACAGAAACAAGGCAAGUACUAUGCCGCCUUUCAAAUCGCGUACGGAUUCUUCAGGACAACCCAUUGAAGCCCUGUUCCGACUCUUCAGAUCGAAUGAGACCACUGACCUUUUGUUGCAAGACGCAACAGUCAACUUCCGUAUACUUAAAGAAGAGGAAAUGGCAGCAAAACACAUCUUGAACAACAAGUUUGUUGGCGAGCAAGCGGAGAAGGCGGUCCUGGCCAUCAGGAACUGUCCCAUCAAGAGAGCCACGCUGUGUGUUACCAGUGACCCGGAGAUGGACAAGUGUGUUAAAAUGAGGGUGGCGCUGAAGGCGGCGUUCCUGUCGCCGGCGCUGGUGUGCUGGCGCGGGCACAGCGCGCGCCACUGCGAGCGCGCCAUCGCGGAGGGCGCGGCGGACUUCGCGCUGUUCGACGCGGCCGACAUGCUGCACGCCGCGCACAGGCAUCGCCUCGUGCCCUUCAUGCAGGAGAUCUACACAAGCGGCGACAACUGGUACUACGCCGUUGCCGUAGCAAAGGAGCAAGAUCCAGACACAGACCUGACGUACCUGCGCGGCAAAAACACCUGUCAUACAGGACUGGGCACUGCAGCCGGCUGGGUGUUCCCACUGGCGUACCUUAUAUCUAACGGGUGGAUCAGAUCGUACAGUUGCGACGGCGCCCACGCGGCCGCCGAGUACUUCACCAAGUCGUGUGCGCCCGGCGCGCUCAGCUCGGAGUACGUGGACAGCGGGACUGUACCACACGACAACCUCUGUCAUCUGUGUCACGGGGCAUCUUUCAGACGUUGCCGUCGCGACGCCAGCGAGGACUACUUCGGUCACGUGGGCGCGGUCCGCUGCAUGGUGGAGGGCGGCGGCGACGUGGCCUUCGCGCGCCACUCCGCGCCCGCAGAGGUGUCGGCCGGCCGCCGCCGCGAGUGGUGGGCCCGCGACCUGCUGCCCGACGACCUGCAGCUGCUGUGUCCCGAUGGUACUCGUGCUAAAAUGCAUGAAUACAAACACUGCAACUUAGGCAAAGUGCCUGGCUCCGUACUAAUGGGCAGGCCUAACCAUACUGAAUUGGAUACUUACUCUAACUUGAUCGUGUACGCACAACAGUUCUAUGGGGCCGUCACUACUGACGAAUUCAGCUUCAGCAUGUUCUACUCUCAGCCGCCAUACUCCGACCUCAUAUUCAGUGAUGUGGCUGUACGGCUGAAGCCACUGCAGCACAGCAAGCGGUCCGCAGAAAUCAUUGCUGGUCCAGCGCUCAUCAGAGCCGCACGCAUCGUGUCCUGCGAUGCCCCACAAGCAUCGUACUACGUUGCCUCCGACCCCGACUUUUUGUCACACGCUUACAGUAACGGCGUAUUAGGACUUUUAUUAGCUAUAGCCCUGUUAGUUGCAGCGUUGUUAAGAUAAUUUAGGUAUUCUAGUUCCCAAUGGCGCCCAAUUUGAGAAACAUUUUAUUGCAGCUGGCAAAUAGAAUAGGAAUAUACUUUUUUACUUAUGUCUAAUGUUUCUGAAUUUUAUCAAUAUCUGUUGUUAUCUUUCACACUCACUUUAUGCUUAAA
This is a messenger RNA of Trichoplusia ni (cabbage looper), 2906 nucleotides long. RefSeq names its product melanotransferrin (gene Tsf2). Gene Ontology annotation, cellular component: plasma membrane; early endosome; recycling endosome. Gene Ontology annotation, biological process: iron ion transport. NCBI's taxonomy places the organism in Eukaryota, Metazoa, Arthropoda, Insecta, Lepidoptera, Noctuidae. The record is from RefSeq and is a predicted model, not a curated record. The coding region runs from base 172 to 2754 and encodes 860 amino acids. The transcript is spliced from 16 exons.